Molecule: messenger RNA, 419 nt
Organism: Corythoichthys intestinalis (scribbled pipefish)
Lineage: Eukaryota; Metazoa; Chordata; Actinopteri; Syngnathiformes; Syngnathidae
Product: histone H3
Exons: 1
Coding region: 9-419 (136 amino acids)
Cellular component (GO): nucleosome
Molecular function (GO): DNA binding; protein heterodimerization activity; structural constituent of chromatin
Source: RefSeq, a predicted model, not a curated record
AGAGAACCAUGGCAAGAACCAAGCAAACAGCUCGUAAAUCCACCGGCGGCAAAGCUCCCAGGAAGCAGCUCGCCACCAAGGCUGCCCGCAAGAGUGCCCCAGCCACUGGCGGUGUUAAGAAACCUCACCGUUAUAGGCCCGGCACCGUGGCUCUCCGCGAGAUCCGACGUUACCAGAAGUCCACCGAGCUUCUCAUUCGCAAACUCCCCUUCCAGCGCCUGGUGAGGGAGAUCGCCCAGGACUUCAAAACUGAUCUGCGCUUCCAGAGCUCGGCCGUCAUGGCUCUGCAGGAGGCUAGCGAGGCUUAUCUGGUUGGUCUGUUCGAGGACACCAACCUGUGCGCUAUCCACGCCAAGAGGGUUACUAUCAUGCCCAAGGACAUCCAGUUGGCUCGUCGUAUCCGUGGAGAGAGAGCGUAA